UAACAAAAUUAUUUUUAUUAUUUUUUUCUAAUAAUGUUUUAUUUUAAUGGAUGUGUGUUGAGAACAAUGAACACAAGGGAUUUGAGAAAUCUAUUAAUGGCCUUUCUUUGAUGUCCGCGGUCCUUGAUCAGGAAACGCCCCCUAAUGUCUGCCAUUGGUCAGUCUGUAGAGCACUGUAAUUGGUCAGUUCUCACAGGAACCGUGAUCCCUCACACGCGAGAGGCAACGCCCACUUACACAGACGUUAAUCGUUUUUCUCCAAUGGGAAACCAUCUGAGUAAACCGUCUUAUUUAUCCAUCGUCUUUGAGGAUGGGUAACUUUACAUCUAGAUCCAGUGGUCUGUCAAGCACAGCAGCGUGUGGCCAGUUUCUUCAGGAGGUGGUGUCUCAUAACUGCAUUGUCAUAUUCUCCAAGACCACUUGUCCAUACUGCAAAAUGGCCAAGAAUGUAUUCAAUGAAAUUGGUGCCACAUACAAGGUGAUAGAGCUGGAUGAACACAAUGAUGGCAGAAGACUACAAGAGGCCUUGGCUCAGAUGACCGGUGCCAGAACAGUGCCAAGGGUUUUCAUCAAUGGAAAUUGCAUUGGAGGAGGCUCGGACACAAAGGAGCUACACCAGCAAGGAAAGCUGCUACCCUUAAUAGAAAAAUGUGCCCCGUGCUGCACAGAGACUAACCCUGAAGGCUCUGGCAGUGGACAGUUUGAGUCCACCAAAUGACUAACUGUACUAAUUCUCACUGUUGUUCAUCCCAUAUUUAUAGAAUUUUUGCUCGACUUUGUGCGAUACCUUACAUGUAUUCUGUGUUGUUUAUUUACCAAGAUGUGUACUUAUCCCAUUACCGCUCCUUUCAGGGAAUGUACAGUAUUUUAAAUCAUUAAACUCCAAUCUUUUCAA
This is a messenger RNA of Esox lucius (northern pike), 895 nucleotides long. It is a transcript of the gene glrx2, whose product is annotated as glutaredoxin 2. The record is from RefSeq and is a predicted model, not a curated record. The transcript has 5 exons. NCBI's taxonomy places the organism in Eukaryota, Metazoa, Chordata, Actinopteri, Esociformes, Esocidae. The coding region runs from base 311 to 718 and encodes 135 amino acids.